Molecule: messenger RNA, 1722 nt
Organism: Triplophysa rosa
Lineage: Eukaryota; Metazoa; Chordata; Actinopteri; Cypriniformes; Nemacheilidae
Gene: calhm3
Product: calcium homeostasis modulator 3
Exons: 3
Coding region: 310-1305 (331 amino acids)
Molecular function (GO): monoatomic cation channel activity
Source: RefSeq, a predicted model, not a curated record
UACACUACAACACGCAGAGGACGUGGAUGUGUUAACGAGUAUAAAAAUAGUUAAUUUUUUAUGACGUUUCUUCCACGUAGGAAGAUACGUAACGCGUUAAAAUAAUCUACAAAUUAUGGAAUGACUUUUUUCAUUUUUGCCUGGAUUUCGAUUUAAUUGUGAGUAGCCUACUGUUCUAAACAGCGCAGAUACAGCAGCAAAGCGAGUAGGUGACUCGAGUAGGAGUCGAGAUAGUCAGAUAGGUGCGUUUGAUACAUUAACAGCAUCUUAGAUUUUUUUUAUCUUAUACUGUAAGGCAAACUGUAAUCAAUGGAUCGGUUUAAAUUAGUUCUGCAAUAUUUUCAAUCAAAUUCAGAGUCAAUCUCUAAUGGUAUCUGUAUACUAUUGUCGUUAAUAAGCGUGAAGCUGUAUACAAGUUUUGAUUUCAACUGCCCAUGUUUACCGCAAUAUAACAAGAUGUACGCAUUAGGGGUCAUGUUCGUACCUCCUGUUAUAUUGUUCUUUUUGGGAAUAUUAGUUAAUCGUCAUACAGGGGUGUUGAUGGAGGAAUAUGUCAGACCCCUUGGCAAGAGGAACAAGAAUCCAGCAGUGGUGAAGUUUCUGCUCUCAGCUGUGAUGCAACGGUCUCUUCUGGCCCCCAUGGUCUGGAUUCUGAUGACACUUCUGGAUGGAAAAUGUUUCAUCUGCGCGUUCAGUAUGAAUGUGAACCCCAAACAUUUUACGGGCAUGCCCAACAGCACCGGCCUCGAACUCAUUAAGAUUCUAGCUAAAGUUCCUUGCAAAGAAGAUGUAAUCUUCAAAAACAGCAGUUUUCGCAAAGCUGUAUCACGCUAUGUGCGCUGUUACUCCCAGGCAAUAGGUUGGUCCAUCCUCCUCAUCCUCAUUUUUUUGGGCACAGUGGCUCGCAUCCUCAAGCCUUGCUUCAACUACGGCACUUUUCUGCAGACGCGUUACUGGAGCAAUUACUUGGACGUUGAGCAGAAACUUUUCGAUGAGACCUGUGUGCUACAUGCCCGAGAUUUUGCCAGAAAAUGUGUGAUGCAGUUCUUCGAGAGCAUGCGUGAAGAUGCAGCUUUGAGACUUCCCCUCACUUAUGCACUCAGACCCGGCCAAAUCCAGAGUGAAGGGGCAGAGGAAGAAGAGGACCGUCUGCACGGCAUAACUAGACUAGAUCAAGUGGAUCAUUUGCUGCAAAGUUGGUACGAAUGCAAACCGGAAUUGGAUGUGACCAAAAUGGCUUAUAAACCCAAAGUGUGUAUCACCUGGGAGGACCACAAUGGAAAGGUUUUAUUCUCAGAGGUGUAGAACUGAAAGAAACACAAAUCAAAUUUAGAUUUAUGGAAUGACAAUGAUACACAGAUGAACCCAUAGCAUUGUUGUAAAGCAGAUUAUUCAUGUGCCCUUGCAUUGACCAGCUUCAUGCUGAGCUUGCAUGCUGGUGCAUUUGACUAUGCUGGGAUUUAGUUUGUGUAAUUUUGCAUGUCUCUCUGCACACACAUUACACAACAACCUCAUGGCUAUGGCUUAGAUGCAAAUUACCGCAGAACCUAGGCAAUACUUAGAAAAAGGUAGAACAUUACAUUUAUAAAUAAUGUCAAGGUUUUAUGUAUAUUAUUUAUCUGUUUAGUAGCAUAGUGGGUCAUUCCCUGUCAUUGAUGUUUUUUUGUAACCCAUUUUAAACUAUACAGCCCCUAUGCCCAUGUUUUAAAAUGUACUUUUGAA